Messenger RNA from Trichoderma breve, 885 nucleotides. RefSeq lists its product as uncharacterized. The transcript is spliced from 4 exons. Bases 1 to 885 code for a protein of 294 amino acids. The record is from RefSeq and is a predicted model, not a curated record. NCBI's taxonomy places the organism in Eukaryota, Fungi, Ascomycota, Sordariomycetes, Hypocreales, Hypocreaceae.
AUGGCUGCUUCAUUUUCCCUGGAAGAGAAGCGGUUUGUUCUCGCAGAGAUGAUCAAAUGCAGCACUGUUGAUAUCGAAAGACUGGCACGAUUUGUUGAGUCCAAUGUGCUCGACCCAAAGUGGAUGACCAUGCAAAUACCAACAGGCCGCAACCUAGAACAGUGCAUGCAAGUCGCGAACCUCCUAUCGACAGCCCCAGGUCAUAGAUCCUCAAUGUCUCAGAAUGAUCACUUGAUCAGCAACGGUAUGAACCAGCCAAGACAGAUUGCGCCGAGAACGAGCCCCGGCCGCCAAACGCCUGGGGCCAUGCCGACGUCACCUGGCAAAAUGUCCCCAUGGCAGCUGGCGGAUGGCGUUGAAGAUAGACGACCCGUUCAGUACGAAGCCCCUAGUACUCAAGUUCCAAAGAAGAGAGGACGCCCGUCGCGAAUAGACCGAAAGACAGCCGCUCCGGCACGACUUGCCACCAUCGCCCCCAAGCCUGCUCAGCUCACCCCCGGUCCGAAUACGCCUCGAACUAUUCUUCCAGCAGCUCAACGACAGGACGAUGCUCAAAACUCUCAGCCGCCUCCUUCGGUCCAUACCCUACCACCUCUCGAUUCGCCGCCAGGUAGGAAAAAAAGACGGACGGCCAUGGGUGCAGUUUCGGUUUCUACCUCUCCUCCUGCCCCUCCUCCUGGCCCCUACCUACCUCCUGUUACCACGCCCCCAUCGUCUCUGGACUAUGGUAAUCGGCCACGAGCGUCAAGUGAGACAGACUCCACAGGUGUUCGCGAGUCGGGGCCGAUCCAACCCCCUCGCCCAGUCCCGCUGGAGCCGGAACCACGACAGUCACCUUUCAUGCCGGUUGGAUCUGCGGCACCACCAUCUCAGAUCAAGGCCUAG